Molecule: messenger RNA, 4739 nt
Organism: Salvelinus sp. IW2-2015
Lineage: Eukaryota; Metazoa; Chordata; Actinopteri; Salmoniformes; Salmonidae
Source: RefSeq, a predicted model, not a curated record
AUGGACGACACCUCCUCUCUGGGCAAAGUGAGCGGCUCCACUGAAUCCGUGGCCACCGUCACCAGCGAGGAGUUUGUGCUGGUGCAGCCGUCCGCCGGAGGAUCCCCCUCGGGCUCAGAGGGCAAGCCCAGACUCAAGAAGAGGAGAUUAGUGGAGGAGCAGCAGCAGAGGAGAAACAGAGACUUUUCAGGAGUCAUUGACCUCCACAGUCCCGGUCCACAGAUACGACCCCAGGGCUUUGCGCUGGACCCCACACCUGCAGUGGAGUCAGUGUGUCCUCCCGCAGGGCAGGGCAGUCCUCCAGUCCAGGAGGAGGACAGUGUUCAGUUCAGUAAGCUGUCCUACCUGGGCUGUACGUGGGUGAAGGCCCCUCGCAGCGAGCCUGAGGCCCUGAGAGCCAUGACCACGCUGCGGGCAGAGAGUGCCAUCCCAAUUCCCAUCACCCUCCAUGUGCCCAAUGUACCCGAGGGCUGCGUCAGGAUCGUGGACCAGGCAUCGGGCACGGAGAUCGCUUCUUUCCCUAUCUACAAGGUGCUGUUCUGCUCCCGGGGUCGCGAGGGCUCCAUGGAGAGCGACUGCUUCUCCUUCACUGAGAGCUACCGUAGCUCUGAGGAUUUUCAGAUCCACGUCUUCUCCUGCCAUAUCAAGGAAGCUGUGAGCCGGAUACUGUACAGUUUCUCCACAGCGUUCCGCCGCUCCUCCAAGCCAGCCCCUGACGUGAGGGACUCGGCCCUGCCCCUCUCCCCCGACAGUGACCUCUUCAGCUUCACAGUCUCACUGGAGGUGCGGGAGGACGACAGCAAGGGAAACUAUAGCCCAGUUCCCAAGGACCGGGACAAGUUCUACUUCAAGCUGCGGCAGGGCGUGCAGAAGAAGGUGGUGGUCACGGUCCAGCAGAUGAGCAACCAAGAGCUGGGCAUUGAGAGGUGUUUUGGGAUGUUGCUGAGCCCAGGGCAGAAGGUUCGGAACAGUGACAUGCAUCUUCUAGACAUGGAGUCCAUGGGGAAGAGCUCGGAUGGAAAGUCGUAUGUGAUCACGGGCACAUGGAACCCCAACAUGGCUGCCUUCCAGGUGCUGAAUGAAGACACACCUAAAGAUAAGCAGGUGUACAUGACCGUUGCGGUGGACCUGGUGGUGACUGAGGUGGUGGAGCCGGUGCGCUUCCUGCUGGAGACCCUGGUGCGCGUCUACCCGGCCAAUGAGCGCUUCUGGUACUUUAGCCGCAAGGCCUUUAGCGAGACCUUCUACCUCAAACUCAAACAGGGUGGUGAGAAGGGUGGCCAGGGUGAUGCCAUGUUGGAGGUGGUGAGCCUGCAGAAGGAGACUGAGAGGAGCAACGGGGGACGAGGCCGUCUGGCCUCUCCGGCUGAGGAAGAGGAGCCUGAGGAAGAUAGUGACAGCGAGAUCUCCAGUGGGACCGGCGACGUGUCCAAAGACUGCCCUGAGAAGAUUCUGGAGUCCUGGGGUGGAAUCCUCAACAGAUGGCAUGGGAACCUGUCUGUGCGGCCUAAGGGCCUGACGGCGCUGGUGAAGCCUGGGGUCCCUGAGGCCCUCAGGGCUGAGGUCUGGCAGCUCCUCUCAGGCUGCCAAAGUGACCAGGACCUGCUGGAUAAAUACCGCAUUCUCAUCACCAAGGACUCUGCCCAGGACGGAGUGAUCACCAGAGACAUCCACCGGACGUUCCCUGCUCARGACUACUUCAAAGACACUGAUGGAGACGGGCAGGAUUCCCUUUACAAGAUCUGUAAGGCCUAUUCAGUCUACGAUGAGGAGAUUGGCUACUGUCAGGGACAGUCUUUCCUGGCUGCUGUACUACUACUGCAUAUGCCUGAGGAGCAGGCAUUCUGUGUGCUGGUGAAGAUCAUGUAUGAGUACGGCCUGAGGGAGCUCUACAAGAAGAACUUUGAGGACCUGCACUGCAAGUUCUACCAGCUAGAACGACUGCUUCAGGAGCAGCUCCCAGACCUGUGGUCUCACUUCCAGGAGCUGAGCCUGGAGGCCCACAUGUAUGCGUCUCAGUGGUUCCUCACACUCUUCACCGCCAAGUUCCCCCUCUGCAUGGUCUUCCACAUCACCGACCUGCUACUGUGUGAGGGCCUGAACAUCAUCUUCAAUGUGGCGCUGGCUCUUCUCAAGACGUCUAAGGAAGACUUGCUCCAGGCUGACUUUGAGGGAGCACUGAAGUUCUUUAGGGUCCAGCUGCCGAAGCGCUACCGGGCUGCGGAGAACGCUCGCAGGCUCAUGGAACAGGCCUGUAGCAUCAAGGUGCCCACCAAGAAGCUGAAGAAGUUUGAGAAGGAGUACCAGACCCUGAGAGAGAGCCAGCUGCAGCAGGAGGACCCCAUCAACCGCUACCAGUCUCGGCUCAGAGAGGAGAACCGUCGUCUACAGGAGCCAGCCCAAUCGCGUCUUGGCACGCAGGAGAACGAUGACCUGGCCCACGAGCUGGUCACCAGUAAGAUCGCCCUGCGGACCGACCUGGACCAGGUGGAGGACAAGGCAGACGUGCUGAACAAGGAGCUGCUCUGCACCAAACAGCGCCUGGUGGAGACGGAGGAGGAGAAGAGGAGGCAGGCGGAGGAAACCGCACAGAUCAAAGAGGUGUUCAGGAGAGAGCUGGAGAAAGCUGAGUCGGAGAUCAAGAAGACCACGGUCAUCAUCACUGAAUACAAACAGAUCUGUUCUCAGCUCAGCACCCGGCUGGAGAAGCAACACGCUGUCACCAAGGAGGAGCUGGACKUCAUCAAGAGUAAGGUGAUGGCGUGUGAGCGCUGCAGGGAGGUGUUCAGUAAAGAAGGUCCUCUGCAGAUACCCCCUCCCAGCAGAGACAACAGGGACAGUGAGCUGGAUGAGGAGAAGGACUCCCUGAAGGCCCAGCUCAGAGAACUGGAGCUAGAGCUGGCCCAGACCAAACUACAGCUAGUGGAGGCCAAGUGCAAGAUGCAGGAGUUGGAGCACCAAAGGGGCAUCCUGAUGAACGAGAUCCAAGCGGCCAAAAACUCCUGGUUCAGCAAGACCCUGGGCUCCCUGAAAAGCUCCGGGGGCAGCGCCUCCCAGUCCCAGCCCCCCUCCUCCCCCAAAGAGGGGCCCCCGUAAUCCCCUACAGAGACCAACCUGUCUGGGGGGGGGGUCUACUACAGUAUGCACAGGAGAACAUAUGAACACUAGCUAAAUACCACCUGAGACAAUGCAGUAUUUCGUUUCCGGGGAAGGGAAGGGAAGGGAUAGCCACAGAACAAAGUUCGUCCUCGACACAUCUUCCUCUCUCUCAAGCCACUCCACUGGACCAGCCACCCUCAGUCACUUCUUCAAUUCAGCUUUGAUGAGACUUGACUGUGUCACGUGUCAUCCUUCGUGGUGUGUGAAACCAAGAUGGYGAAUGACUGAUAAAUCUAGUGGGUUGUCAUUUACACUGUAGGCCAGGGCUCAGAAUUCUCUUCAGCAAAAUGGGGUCUUUGAAGUGAGAGGAUAGCAGAGUACUAUAGGAACUCUGUAGGUCCUUAGCAGCGCCAUAGUGGACAUUCACUACAGCAACGCCACCUAGUGGUUAUGUAUCGCUACUGCUGGGUUUAGCUUAUCAGCAGGAUAUGUGGCUAACUGAUAGGCUGAGAACUUUAACAAACCUAAAUGCUUUGGCAGUCUUGACCCCGACUUGCAAGGAUUGCGAAGCAGUUACCGGCAGUAGUUUACCUUCUUCAUUUUAGGAAUAUAUAUUCGCUGCUUAAAAAAAGGAAACUACUUAUACAAGCAUCUUUUGCAUAACAUAUCUUUACCGCAUUCCAAAAGCGGAUACUACAUUCAGAAUCUAAAAACAAAAUCUUGUUUGUUCUUUACAGUAAUAUUACAUAAACUAUGUUGUCCUAUAAAUAUGUCUAACUAAUUAUUGGUCAUUUUUAAUCUUGUACAGUUCUAAAACAAAAAAGGAAGAAGUGCCCUGUACAUAUUUUUUUUUUUUUUACUGUUUAGAAUCUGAAUGURGUCUUUGUAGAUGUUGACAUAAUUAAGCACAGUGUGUAAGGUCUGAGUCAAGUUCAUCUCUGUUAACCCAGAAGUCAAAUCYUAGGUAAACUGCGUGACUAACGUCUGUGUCCACGCGUUUUGGAAAUGGAGCGUUCCCGGUAAGAACGAGGUCUCCGUCCUCGCUUAAGGAAACUCUUGGGCCAAAGAGUUUUAACCGGAAGCCCGGAGGUAACCUAACUAAUGUGAUGGCUACAGUACGUUUUAGGUAGGAAUGGACCCCCCCCCCCCCCCCCCCCCCCAUCUCUUUUGGCAGCAGUAUCUGACUCUACUUUGCUGCUUUAACUGGACCCAACAGCUACUUUACAAAGCCAGACACUCCCUAACCAUGUCCUGUGAAUUGGGCAGUAUAAUGUACUACAGACACGGUUUCCUAUUGCAUAUGAAACGUCAUGACGAUCCAAUUAAAUCGCACAAUAGUAUUUCACACCUCUGAUGAUCAUUUGAUGAUGAGGUGAACAACAUUCCAAAACGUCUAUCCAAGCCAAGGUGCCCAUGUGGUUAACUAAUAUGUUGGAAACUCUCUUAAUAUAAAUGCCAUGUGGUUAACUAAUAUGUUGGAAAGCCUUUCUCAAUAGCAAUGCCAUGUGGUUAGCAUAUGUUGGAAAGCCUCUCAAUAGCAAUGCCCAUGUGGUUUAGCAUAUGUUGGAAAGCCUUUCUCAAUAGCAAUGCCCAUGUGGUUUAGCAUAUGUUGGAAAGCCUUUCUCAAUAGCAAUGCCCAU